Rhineura floridana is the source of this 1851-nucleotide messenger RNA. It is a transcript of the gene GOLGA7, whose product is annotated as golgin A7. Bases 137 to 550 code for a protein of 137 amino acids. Gene Ontology annotation, cellular component: Golgi stack; palmitoyltransferase complex. NCBI's taxonomy places the organism in Eukaryota, Metazoa, Chordata, Lepidosauria, Squamata, Rhineuridae. The transcript has 6 exons. Gene Ontology annotation, biological process: protein targeting to membrane; peptidyl-L-cysteine S-palmitoylation; Golgi to plasma membrane protein transport. The record is from RefSeq and is a predicted model, not a curated record.
CUGGUUGGUUGGUUUUACGGCAGUCGUGAGUGAGGGCGUGGAGUUGGCGCGACAGAAGCUGGAAGUGGAGGAAGAGGCUGAGACGGCCGUGGCGGAGGGGCUCCGGCUCUGCCCACUGGCCAGUCCAAGCUGCGAGAUGAGGCCACAGCAGCCACCGGUUGCCAGCAAGGUCUUUGUCCAGCGGGACUACAGCAGUGGCACCAAGUGCCAGUUCCAGACCAAGUUCCCUCAGGAGCUGGAGAAUCGGGUCAAUAGGCAGCAGUUUGAAGAAACAGUGCGAACUCUAAACAAUCUUUAUGCAGAAGCAGAGAAGCUUGGGAGCCAGUCUUACCUCGAAGGGUGUCUGGCCUGCUUGACUGCCUACACUAUAUUCCUGUGCAUGGAGACGCAUUAUGAAAAGGUUCUGAAGAAAAUUGCCAAGUACAUUCAGGAACAGAAUGAGAAGAUCUAUGCCCCGCAGGGCGUCCUCCUUACUGAUCCCAUUGAGAGAGGGCUAAGAGUUAUUGAAAUUACCAUUUAUGAAGACAGAGGUGUGAGCAGCAGGAGAUAAGACCCUGAUGUCCAAGGGUCCAACUUCUUUGUCCCAGAAAAGUAUCCCUUCCACCUCUAUCGUAGCAUCAUUCCUUUCUGCUGCCGCCAACUCGAUGGUGCCAUCUACCACAAAGACUUAGCUUCUCAAAAUCCUGUGAACAGGAAAGCAUCCGUGUUGUGUCGUUACGGUAAGCCAUAACCAAUGGUGUCCUCCAGUUAGCUAGCUUCCAAGGACAAAUUGAACAACUGUAAAAAACAGCAGCUGGCACAAGACCAAUCCAGAGCUGACAGAUGACAAGCAAGCAAGUUUUGCAAGCACUGGGAUUUUGUCAGCUUUUCUAGAAAGAAAGCAGCCAGUGUCACCUGGGCAGCUGAGUUUCCAAAAACUGUGGCCCACGCUUGUGAAGUGCAGCAUGGUAUUUCUCUGCUUGUCAAGAAGAGACUUGAAACAAAUAGCACCUUGAGUUGAAGACUCCUUUAGCGGUAACAACAAGAAGAAUGCAAAAAGGGCUUCCUGUUUUUAAUACGUGGCCAAGAGCUGGCAUGAUCUUUGAGACAUGAAGCCUGCUGCUUUUGCUGCAUCUUUCAAGAGAGGAGGCGGUAAAUGGCUUGUUUCAUUCGACAUCAGGAAGUGCGGCAGCCAAGAUGUAUGCUGUACCAUAAAUGUAACCACCCCCUGCUCUCCACCCCUUAUUUUAGGUGUUAAAUAUGUCAGCUAGGUAAUAAAUAGCUUUCUCGAUUUUGUUAGAAGUUCUAAAAGAUUUUAGGGCAAGCUGGUAACUUGACUAGAAAUGGCGUUAGGACAGCAUUUUGUCUCGCACAAAGUCCGCAAUUCUGCAGUCUGUAGUAUUUCCACUUGCAUUUAACAUUCCUCCAGCGAUGCUUGCAAAAACAAAUAGAAGACUUCAGUCCUCCUUAUGCAUGGAGUGUCUUUUCUCUUUCAUCCAAGUGGGCCCUUGAGGAGCAGCUGGUAAGAGUCGCUCAGCUGCUUGGCAAGCGCCAUCGCCUCCCAGGCCCCUGGAUUCAGGGGUCUGCCAAAGAAGACCACUUACCAGACAGACAGAAUAUUUGACUUUCUGAGUGAUUCAGGAGAGGCUAAUAGUGAAUCAGGGUCUUCAGGUGGAUUAUCCUUAAUACCUAUUCCUUGCUGGUUUCUUUAUCCUUGUCUCUAGAAGUCUGUUCAAUAUUUAAGUGUAUAAAACACCUGGUUUUUCUAAUCUGUAACAGUGUUUUGCCUUUUGCACCCGUUACAAUCAGUUUUGAGAAAUAAAUGGAUUAGUAACUUUUUUUUUCUUAAAUAAAUUUUGUCACUGAUCUGAA